GAGAUCUAGAUCAUGAAUUUAUUGUGGUGUUUGUGUUUGUUAAUUGUGAUUGUUUAUGCGGAGAAUGCAGACGAUACUGCAGACCCCUGCACUACGGCUUAUGUUUUGGAUAAGAUGGACUUCCGGCUUAAAGAGAAUGUUGCUUAUAACGCUUCCAUGACCUUGUGCGAUAGAUAUCGAUUGGGCAAGGGGAGGUGGGUGAGGGCGGACGGUCAAGACUUACUCCAGACAGAGCCGAGGCCAGAGGAAACGUGUGGAACCCGCUACGCUAUCUGGAUGAGAGAGCCUCCCCCUGAAGAUGUGGGUGAGCUUGUAGAGAGAGAAGCGUGUGUAGUGGGGCUGAGAGGAUCUUGUUCAAGUAAACUUCCUAUCAAGAUCAAAAAAUGCAUGGGCUACAAUGUGUAUUUCCUGACCCCGCCCACUUCUUGUCAUAAAGCCUACUGCUUCCAAUAUGCUGAAAAAGGGACCCCGCCCACCGAGACCGUGUCCCAGCCCGUGGUAGCUUACAAGCUCAUUAGACAAAUGGACGUUAAACCGUACCAAGAACUUCAAUUCUCGUGCGAGUUCCCGCUGAAAAAGGUCGACUACUACUACCAGGUGGUCUGGUACAUAGAAGACACACCAUCAGUCAUAACAGAGCCAGUCAAGAAACACUCUUUACAGAAAACAUACCUUGGCUACGGCCAUGGAGAUGCCACCAAGGGAUACAAUAAGCUUGGAAUUAACGUGAAGUGUUCUGUGCGUUUAAAAGUUGUCCCGGAAGGUCCCCCUGGUCCCAUGUCAAAGCUUAGUGAGAAUUUCUUCGCUGGAAUUCAGGUAAAAUCCACAAGGGUGGAUAUAAAUAGAGAUAAACCCAAAGGUGAAAUUCUCAUUCAGUUAACUGUUCCAUUCGGAUGUCCCCUCAUGCUAGAUGAUAAAGUAGAGAAUUGUCCACUGGAAAUCGAAAUGAACGUUCCUAGGGACCCAAUGAAAUGUACAUCGGAAAUCAAAGCAGCAAAACCCUUAGACCUCAUAGGACAAGGGAAAAACUGUGGAUACAGAAUAUGGAACACUGAAUGGCAGAAAAUAGUCUCCAUUCCUGUGGCAUUUAUUGAUAAACCAGAAUAUAAGCUAGUCCUUCCUGACUCACCAGAGGGCGCUUUUCGUAUUGGAAUGAUUACAGGACAGAAAGUGGGAAGUCCCGCUUGGAGUGGUAUCGAACUACAGGAUGUGUAUGUACAUAUACAUGAGAGCUCUGAUGUUUGGAAAGGUAAAGAAUGUGCGGCCUUAAAUGAUCCCCACAUGUACACCUUCGAUAGACGCCCGUACGAAAAUCAGUAUUCCGGAAGGUUUGUGCUUUAUCGUGGAAAAAGUACCGAAUUCCCCACAGAGGUUCAGAUAGAGACUACACAAUGCAACAGAAAUCCUCGCAGUAUUCCUUAUUGUGUUUGUGCAAUAGCAGUGCGAGCCGGAGGUGAUGUCUUCGUCAUAGACAGAUGUCCUAACAGACGUAUACAAAUAAAAUACUUGGCUUGCAAAGACAAUCUUAUUGAUGCUCGUAAAGAGUCAGAGUUAGAAUAUAAGAUAUAUUUCCCCAGUGGUACUUACGUCAAUGCCCUGUUACAAGACUACACAGGCGUAAGAACAAUAAAUGUCCACAUGUAUCCCUCCAAAGCAGAUAAGGACGAAACAUUAGGACUAUGUGGAACUUUGAACGGAAAUCAAAAUGACGAUUUUAUGGACAAAGAUGGAAAUUUAUUGGUCAGAAUAGAUUUUAUCAACCAUUGGAGAGUUACCCCUGAGGAGUUUUUGGUCCUUAUGAGUGAAGAUAAACUGAAUGCCCUGUCCCCAUGGAAAGGCAGUGUUCUUUAUUGUACAUGUCCACAUAAGCAGGUGACAGGAGAUAGACCUGAAGAUAUUGGACAGUGUUCCGAGGAUACAAUAGUCCAGUGCGCCAAGGAAGACAACCCAGCUCUCAAUAAAAACAAGUGUAGAAUACGUUCUAGGCGAUCCGCCAGGAGAGUCUUUUCUCACAAAAUGUUCGAGAUCUCUGAAGAUCAAUUUUAUCACAUCGACGAGGCUGAUGUGUAUACCAGUAGAAUUAAACGAGAAGCAGACAUCAUAUGGUCAAAAUCAAAGGCUCAGGAAUACUGCAAUAACUUCAUGAAAAAAUCGCAGACUUUUGAUGCUUGCAGUAGCGUUCCCAGUGUUAAUUCUAACUUCUUAAUGGAGAACUGUGUAUUGGAUAUCUUGCUAACUAACUCAACCAUUUGGUCUGCGGGAACUCGUGAAGCUUUGCGGACCACUUGCAUGAAAGAACUUUCCCAAAAUACAACCCUCAAAGAAGACACAAAGGAAGGAAAACCGUCGAUUGCACAACAGAUUAAAAAGAUUGCAUGCAUGAACGAAUGCAGCUGGCAUGGCAACUGUCUUAAUGGAAGCUGUAACUGUGAGGAGGGUUAUGGGGGUAAGGAUUGCUCUAUGGACCUAAACAAGCCUCCCAUUGUUUACGGAGUGAACAUAGAGGAGGGUAGCCUUUGUGACAAGAGAACCUGCCAGAGGGCGCUGGUCGAGGGCUAUGGAUUUUUGGACCAGAAAACUCUGAUGUGUUCACUAAGAGUGUAUCAAGUAGCUGAAAACAAAUCGGUGGUUGGAGAAAUAACUGAACAUAAGGUUCCAGGAGAACAUGACAGUAUAGCAGAAAUAUUUUGUCCCCUUGAUAAGACUAGGGUAAAACGAUCUGUCAACCAGGGAUUUGUCAAGGGAAUAGAUAUUUCUGUAUCUAAUAAUGGCCAGAAUUUUAGCACCACACACACUCUUUUUGUACUGGAUGUGAUUUGUCAAGACACCGUCAAUAUCUCAGGAGACAUUCAAUUUACCCUGAGGAAAGGAUAUUGUUACAUCGGAGGACGAUGUAUCGUUCACGGAAGUAAUGGAACAGAAGAAUGUAUGAAUUGUAAUUCAAGUAAAAAUACAAAUGACUGGAGUAAAAAGGAAGGUUGUCCCUAUACAACAGAGAAGUCUGAUCCGGAAGUAGAUGAUUCCCUGACAUUAAUUAUUGUUCCGGUGGUUGUAGGUGUUCUUCUUGUCGUUACUAUCAUUAUUGCUGUUAUUCUGUUUCUAAAGAAGAGAACUAUCAGACAAUCAGGAAAAACGAAAGCAGAGGUCAAAGUGUCUUACAGCGAAGUAGCCACCAAAGAAGACUCCUGAGGCCGUGUAGCUGUGUAGAGCUAUGUGGUUUCCAUGGUUCCCAAAGGAAAUUCCACAUAGUCAGCCCCGCUGAGUUAAAACGUAAUAUUAUAAACAAAUGUCAUAUGUUUAGUUAUUUUGCAGUGUAAAAACUUAGGGAUUGUCACAUUAAAUACGGUAAAUAUGGAAUAUAUGAAAUAUGGAAUAUGAAUGUGUAUGAAAUUUCUGCUUUAAAUGUUUUGGACAGUUUAUAUACUUGUCAAAUCUACGAACUUGAUGUGUUCUGUACCUUUGGGCUUUCUCAUAGUUUUGCUUUUAGUGAAACCGGUGCUGUUCUUUAAUCAUAUUUGAAAACAGUUGGAGAAAAUUCGGUAGAUAGAUACAGUUCCAUUCUAUUACUUUAGGCACGUAGUAGCGAUUUUGAAGGGGGAGUCGGAAAAAAAUUGACACCUAAUAACCUGAAAGAGAUUGAAGUUUGACAAGCAAAAAAAAAAGUAAUAGUAAAAGGUUAUGUGUGGAAAAGAGUGGGGGGCUACCCCCUCCCCCCCCCCCCCCACUACGUGCCUGUACUUCUCCCUCUGUGUUCACAUUUAUAGUCGUGUCCUUUAUAGCAUGAUCAAUUUAACAUUACUCAGUUGUUAUAAUUAGAGUUAUGAGUUUCUUUUAGCAAACUAUAUUGAUAACACAUUUUUAGCUUGAAUAUAUCUGCUUUCAUUUAUAUAAAUCCGACAAAACAUAUACAUGUAAAAGAGUACCUCCAGUCAUUAAUUUAAAAGAAUUACACAAAAUGUCAGCUUAUAACAGAGUUCUGAUCUGUUUCGCACAUUUGUCACUUCCCUAGUGAAACUCUACAUACCAAUGUCUGUAAGAGUCUUGGAUUUUGCUCAAUAGCACUUUAAUCGUUUUAACAUAUUAUAAAAGCCCAUAUUCUUCAUUUAUGUUUCCUCAUGCUGCACAAACUCACCGCAGCUCUGUUUUUGCUGAGUUAUAAUCAAUGAAAUCAACACCAUGUUGAGAUGAAAUAUGUCAUUUAUUAAAAAUGACGAAAAUAAGAAAUAUAUAUACAUAAACAUGAUAGGGGAUCAGACCAAAAGGUAUUCACACAAUACAUGUCAAUAUGCUGAUCCCCUAAAUUUACAGAUAAACAAUAUUUGCAAAAAAUAUAAAAAACAGUAAGUAUACAGCAAAAAGAUGGCACAUCAAAAAGCUCGUUGAAGAACUCAUAUGUCAUGAGUUCGAAUUUAAGUCAACUGAAAUGACAUGAAAAUAAGUUAACGGUUAUUUAAGGGAACAAAAAAUAUAUUCACUCCAAACAUAAGUCAAUAUCUACAAUAUCUAUGUUUUCUAAUGAUAGGUAUGUUUAAAAAAAGUAAUGUAGUCUUUUUCUCUUUUGAGCUUGUAUUGUGUUCAGUGUCAUGUAUUUUUGUAUUAACAUUGCUAUUAUUGAUUCUUUUUACAUACAUACAUUUUUUAUAUUGAUAGCGAAUAAUAUUGUUGUUAUCGAUAGCUUACCUAGUUGAUGUUCCAACUUUAAGCUUGUA
Messenger RNA from Saccostrea echinata, 4709 nucleotides. RefSeq names its product von Willebrand factor D and EGF domain-containing protein-like. The record is from RefSeq and is a predicted model, not a curated record. Bases 13 to 3189 code for a protein of 1058 amino acids. The transcript has 19 exons. NCBI's taxonomy places the organism in Eukaryota, Metazoa, Mollusca, Bivalvia, Ostreida, Ostreidae.